Messenger RNA from Pseudovirgaria hyperparasitica, 2219 nucleotides. RefSeq lists its product as uncharacterized. The transcript is spliced from 4 exons. The record is from RefSeq and is a predicted model, not a curated record. Lineage: Eukaryota; Fungi; Ascomycota; Dothideomycetes; Acrospermales; Acrospermaceae. Bases 193 to 1986 code for a protein of 597 amino acids.
AGAUCUGUUCAUGGCUCUGCUUCUGGGGUUAGUUGGAUGCAUGCUUGUUGUUGGGCUUGAUGGCCUUGACCGGGCAUCUCAAGAAUAUAAGGCCCAGGCAAAAGCCCAUUGGUAAGAGCAAGUACUGUCCAACACGGGAAUCCUCACCUCAUUCCUUCAAUUCUGUUUCAAUUCCUCUCUUGAACAGAUCAAAUGGCACACUCACACGAAGAGCAUCAUCAUGAGGAGGAGGAGAAGCUCAGGUUCUUCUCCUCACCCCUGAAACAUGAACCAGCUUCCUUGCCAAGGCAUGAAUCCAAGAUCAGCGACGAGGAGAACAGGAAGGAUGGUCCACAUACAACGAACAAUGAGAUACCCUGGAAUCGGGACGGCCAAUUACACGAAAGCCCUGAGUUUCAUCGUCACGAAGCAGCUCAGUCAAUUGAGCUCUUCUAUGACCUGUUCUUUGUUGCUAACCUUACGACUUUCACUGCGAAUCACAACAUCAAUACAGUUCGAACCUUGUCCUCAUAUGUCGGGUUUUUCUGUAUUUUGUGGUUCACUUGGUACCAAUCCACACUCUACGACGUUCGCUUCGCUGUCGAUAAUGUUGUGGAGCGUGUCUUCAAACUCGUAAACUUCGGUGUGAUGAUGGGACUUGCUGCCGUGGGAUCCGGAUUUGAUCCCGACGAUACGGCUAACAAGUGGAAGACAUUCAGAGAAUUGACUCUUAUACUGAUGGUUUCGAGACUGACGCUCGUUGCUCAGUACUCCUUCACGCUGUUUUGGACCAGAAAGUAUCGGCAAAUCGUACUCCCUCUUUUGAUGGUCAUCGCCAUGAGCUUCAUCGCGAGCAUGGUAUAUCUUGGUCUGUACUUUGCUUUCCAGGAAGGCAAAGACACGAAUGCUUAUGUCGCCUGGUACAUCGUUGCUGUACUCGAAACUGUCCUCACCACUUGCGUGUCUAUGAAGUGGCGAGUCAUCAGUUUCAAAGGUACCCAUAUUCAAGAGAGACUGAGUUUACUGACCUUGAUUAUUCUUGGCGAGGGUAUAAUCCUUCUGUGCAAGAGUAUAUCAUACAUCAUCAAGGGUUCGUGGGUCUUCACUUCCGAUACCAUUGGUAGCAUCAUAGCUGCUCUUUUGAUCAUAUACGGCCUUUACCAGGUGUAUUUUGAUAGAGUAGUCGAACAUCAUUUCGGUACGAUCAGGCAGCAAAUAUGGUCGUUCGCCCAUUUCCCUAUGCAUAUUGCGCUUGUACUGGCUCUCGAAGGUACCCGUCAAUUUGUCAUCUGGAGACAAGCGAUUCCUAUGGUGGAUACAGUCUACGCCAAUGUUUUUCAAUGGGAUUUUACAGUGCCUCAGGCACCAGAGGUCUUCGAAUCCGCCAUCACCACGAUAUGGGACUAUGCCGUGUACUCUUUCUCGUUUGUGAAAGACGCGGAUAUCUCCAGCACGAACCAAACAGUCUACGAUAGUCUGGCAACGAUUGCAAACUUGACGAACACAGCUGACCUCGCCUGUAACGAGGAUUUCACGGUCUGCACUGACGACGUGUACACUAUCGACGGAGCUCUCUUCGACAUAUUUGUUGCGAUUACGAAGUUCGAGUUCGACUUGCUCGGAAUAAAGGCUCCUAAGCCAAAGGGCGACAAGAAGCCAACUCAAUCAGACGUCAUCACAUCGUAUAGCGCAAUCUUCGACAUGAUCUUUACAUAUUUCUUCAUCACGGCCGGUCUCACUCUCAUCCUGAUAGGUAUGCUGCACUGGAUAGCCACUCCGCCGAAGAAACUUGGCGACUACCUUCGUGGUGGUUCGAACUUUGUUAUUGGUCUUGGUCUGUGUCUGCUUUCAACAAUGUCACUAGCACGAAGUCCCGACACUUACGGCAGCGUGGACAAGUACCAAUAUGGGUCUUGGGUUCUAUCAACAUUCGUAUUCGCGUUGUUCGCUAACGUUGUGCUAAACCAUGUUCGCCGGCCUGCGUUCAUGACGAAGACGCACAAUUGAAGUUACGAGAUCAAACGGCGCAAGAUGAGAGAAGCUGUAUGAUUUAUACCAGUUCCUUUCCUGCCCACAGGGUAAUGGCGGUAUUUCCUGUUGGAUAUUGUUGUCCUGUCACGGCAUCUGAUCCGAUACUUGUUCUCAUUUAUAGAGUUUGUAGCGAUUUUGUUAAUGCCCUGCGACUGAAUUAAGAUACCACUUGCUUCGCCUGAUUCAUUGACGCUUCAUCGGGUAUGGGA